Messenger RNA from Aspergillus versicolor CBS 583.65, 2556 nucleotides. RefSeq lists its product as uncharacterized. NCBI's taxonomy places the organism in Eukaryota, Fungi, Ascomycota, Eurotiomycetes, Eurotiales, Aspergillaceae. Bases 1 to 2556 code for a protein of 851 amino acids. The record is from RefSeq and is a predicted model, not a curated record. The transcript is spliced from 4 exons.
AUGGCAGGAGUCAAACGAAGGCCUGAUGCUGCUCACAGCUCAGCCACCCCAUCCGCCAAUAAUACAGCCGCCGUUCACAACACCCCUAAAGAACCUACUGGCAAUGAUUCUCCCAGCACUCGCGUGACUCGGAAUUUGCGUUCGAGCCGAGAUGCGCGUGCCGGUCAGAAUGAUGAUGCUAAGAUUGCCAACCCUGCUCCUAGCAGGGGUGCUAGCAUCCAGAAUAACAACACCAACGACAAUACCAGUAACACCACUAACAAGCACGAUAACAACCGUCCGUCGCGUGUUAUUACGCUCAAAUACGGGCCUGGUAAAGCAAGUCUAAAUCCUGCGACUCCCUCGGCCGCCGCGGCCACUACCAGCGUUGGCUCCAACACUCGUGAAACGCGGAACAGUCGAGCACGGGCUGCUGCUUCCGCCACCCCUGCGGCUCCUGCGGCUCAAUCAAUUUCAAGCCGAUAUGACGGUACACCGUUCGCCUCUGCGGCUCCCGAGACGCCUCGAACUAAGCGCGUCAAACGGGGUUCGGUGGCCGAAGAGACUCCGAGAAGUACGAGGCAGUCAACGAGACUCAAAAGCAAUGCUCAUGAAAUGCCUACCGAAAAUGGAGUCGCAGAUACUUCGGCGGCAUCCAAACCAUUUGAAACCAGCCCACUGAAUUCUGUUGCGUCCAAUACGAGAACUAGAAAUCGCAAUCGGCAAACUGGCGACUCAGGGACCAACGUAUCUACUCGCAGUCGUCCCUCGACUUCGGCCGUGAAAUCUCCGUCUGCCGAAGACGCCAAUUCCGAGGCGGUUGAUGCGCCAUAUCCGAUGGAUGUUGACACUUUCCAUGACACGGAACCAACUCCGCCAGCCGAAGGGUCACCAAAGGGCACUGUGUCUUCCGGUCAGCCGAACAAGAUAGAAGGGUAUGGAGCUCCCCAAAUCGAAGGAGACCUAAAGCCGAUUUCAACCAGGUCAAGCCCAAUUUUGUCACGAAAACGCAAAUCUCUCGAAUCAGAUGAUCGCGGAGCCGUUUUGUCAACCUCCAGCUCACCCAGCAAAAAGCCAAAAUUAGAAGAUGCCACGCUGGAUCGUGCAUCUGAGCCGGCACUGCAUAAUGGCGAUGAGCGCCGACUAGAAGAUACAUUGUCUCAACCCGAUGAUGUCGCAACUUCGAAAGCGGAUGAAGGAUCUCGCCAAAUCACUGAAGAGGCUGAAGAUUCUACCACGCCAGACAACGCUACGGAGUCAACCAUUGCAAAGGCAACCCGUGGGGGUCGUACUCGUGGCCGUGGUCGGGGAGCUCGCAGUAGAACAUCGGCGCGAUUUGGUGUGAACAGGCGAGGACGUGGUGGGACCCGUGCUGCGCGAUCUGGGCGCACUGGGCGUCAGAAUGAUCGUUCUAGUGACAUAGAGUUCGAGCGGUCACCCUCACCAAGUGCAGCUACUCAAAAGCUGAGGGACCGCCAGCGCGAAUUGGACAAGGCGUUCAGAAGGGUAGCUGCGGCCCAGCGACUAGCAUUGGCAGUUCUUGCUACACAGUCUGAGAAACGCCUGGCUCGUGACAAGAAUGCGCAUAAAGCCGUUCCCGAGUAUGAAGACAUUAUGUUGAAGUUGGGGGCGCAAUUGCGCAAACAACAGGAUACUCUGAGACGAGAAUACGAUCUCAAGGUAGCACAGGAGAACAGGAUCUUUCAGGCUAACAAGGAAGCUAUCGAGGAGCGGUGUCGAAUCUCGGCCCGUAAUAUCCAGGAGGAACAUCUUCUUACGAGUCAUGGUGAAUACAUGACGUUUAUCGAGGGCCGUCGCGCGGCGGAAGAUGAUGAGCACACUGAGACCGACGGCUCUGAAACAGAAAACGAACGCGGACGGCGGGCGCCUGUUACUCGUGAAAUAUACCGCGGAUUCAACUCCUCAUUCGUGCGUGAUCCAGCUGGGGCUGCGUCCUAUGAACGUGCUGCACUGGGCUGGGAUGACUUUGUUCAACGGGCCAAACUGGGCGACGACAUUAAUCCACAGAUGAAGGAGAUAAGAGACGCGGGCCCUUUUGCCGGACUUUCUGGUAGUGAAAUCAUAAAUCUGUUGUUAGAAGCCACGGGAAUCGUUGAAGUGCGAGAUGGUGUUGCUGUGAAAGAGCAUCAUCCUUCAUCGUUUGUGGAUGUCCGACCUACAGCAUUAACGGCCCUGGCGGAUGUCGCUACCGCUGAGAUUCCCCGACCUGCCCUCUCACAGCAUACGCCGCGCCUUGCACCCCAUCGCGCCAUCCUUCCUCAGCCUCCUCAACCGCCGCCACAUCAUGCACAUCCUGAACCUCCCCGGCCAUUCGUGCUGCCUCCGCCCACGCCCCGAGGCCAACCGAGGCGGCUCCUUCCUGCGGGACAGCAGAUUCCGCCGAUUAGUGAGCCUCUUGGCCUCCCUGAUCCAUUUUCGCCCCGGGGUGGACCUCCGCAGCUCCCUCCUCCACCAGGCUCCAACUUCCAACGGCCUCCUCUACCAGGCUACUUGACCGGCCAUCACCACCCGGGUAUAUACUAUGCGCCGCCACCGCCACCUCGACCACCGUAUUGA